AUGGCAGAGGUUUUCCUUAGCACCAAGUGGGGUGCAUGGAUACUUGGUCGGAUUGGAGAAGAAGGGUACCCCCUGGACACAAUUUAUAUCACUCGCUAUAUGGAAUUCCUCAUGCGCAUUGUACCUCUAUCCCUGCUUAACUACUUUGCAGAAAAGAAACUGAAUGCAAAAUUCAACCAUGCAAUCUAUGGUUUGCAGCCUGCGCACAGGUUUUUCAGCCAGCACCCAACCUUCAACGACGACCUGCCAAACCGCAUUAUCUCAGGCAAGGUGCUGGUAAAACCAAAUGUCAGGGAGUUCACCGAAACCAGCGCCAUCUUUGAAGAUGGCACCAGAGAGGAGGACAUUGAUGUGGUUGUCUUUGCUACGGGAUACCGCUUCUCUUUCCCCUUCCUCGGGGAUUGUGCCAAAGUGGUCAAAAACCAGGUCUCCCUGUAUAAAUUUGUCUUCCCUCCUCAGCUGGAGAAGCCAACUCUGGCUUUCAUUGGCCUCAUCCAGGCAUUGGGAGCCGUCAUGCCCAUUGCCGAACUCCAGGGUUGCUGGGCCACACGUGUGUUCACGGGGCUGAACAGAUUGCCUUCAGCAAGUGACAUGCUGGCUGAUAUUGCCCAGAAGAGAGAGGAAAUGGCAAAACGGUAUGUGAAAAGCCAGCGCUAUACCAUCCAGGCGUAUUAUAUCCCGUACAUGGAUGAAGUGGCCUGCCUGGCAGGGGUCAAGCCCAAACUCCUGUCUCUCUUCCUCAUGGAUCCAAAGCUCGCCAUGGAGGUUUUCUUUGGCCCCUGCACCUCAUACCAGUAUCGCCUGAGAAGGCCAGGGAAGUGGGAUGGAGCCAGGGAAGCCAUCUUGACCCAGAGAGAACGGAUCAUUAAACCUCUGAAAACUAGAGUCCUAGAUGAUUAUACAGGUGCCUUGGUGCCUUACUACCUUCAGAUUUUUCUCAUUGUUGCUUUAGUUGCUGUAACUUUUGCUUAUUUUCCUUGGUCCUUUUUUCCCUUCUGACAAGUGUCAUUUUUCAAGCUGCGAGUCCAGUUCAUGGUUUCCCUUCUUUCCUUUGCAUUCAUAUGGGCAGACUGGACUAUGGUGGGCACCUCUGAAUCUGUCUUCUGUGUAGGGUAAACUUGCUCUAAUGCAAAUGCAAAGUCUGCAGUAGCGGUGCACAAGGCCUGUUAAGUCCCAUUCAAGCCCUGUUUUGGAACCCCACAACAAGUGAUAUAAUAAGAGGAAAUCCCUGACCAUUCCCAAAGUCUCCAGUGGCCUGGUUCAGGCAGUGUGACUGGAGAUCAAGGGGCAGGCUGGCAUCUUGGCUGGCAUCUUUGCUGGCAGAUUCAUAGUUGGCUGGUUGGUGUCCAUGGUGAAUCGAGUCAUGGCUGAUUCCCAAACUCAAGUGCAGGAGGGGCUUGUGGGCUCUGUUG
Messenger RNA from Caretta caretta (loggerhead turtle), 1412 nucleotides. RefSeq names its product flavin-containing monooxygenase 5-like. Gene Ontology annotation, molecular function: N,N-dimethylaniline monooxygenase activity; flavin adenine dinucleotide binding; NADP binding. The record is from RefSeq and is a predicted model, not a curated record. NCBI's taxonomy places the organism in Eukaryota, Metazoa, Chordata, Testudines, Cheloniidae.